This is a messenger RNA of Capsicum annuum, 1090 nucleotides long. RefSeq names its product ethylene-responsive transcription factor RAP2-3. Bases 114 to 914 code for a protein of 266 amino acids. Lineage: Eukaryota; Viridiplantae; Streptophyta; Magnoliopsida; Solanales; Solanaceae. Gene Ontology annotation, molecular function: DNA binding; DNA-binding transcription factor activity. Gene Ontology annotation, biological process: ethylene-activated signaling pathway; regulation of DNA-templated transcription. The record is from RefSeq and is a predicted model, not a curated record. The transcript is spliced from 2 exons.
AACUGCAAUUGUCCUCUACUAUAACUAAACACUCACCCCAAGCACAAUAACACCGUCCCUUUCAUUUUCUCACUCAAAAAAAAGAAAAGAAAAAAAAACCAACAGUAACAAAGAUGUGUGGAGGUGCCAUAAUCUCCGAUUAUGAGCCAGUCGGAAACUUGUGCCGGAAACUUUCUACUCGUGACCUUUGGGCUGAGCUGGACCCAAUCUCCGACUACUGGUCCUCUUCCUCCUCAUCCUCCAUUGCCGGAAAACCUGAUUCCGCUCGCUCUUCCACUCACUCCGUUGAUAAGCCUAAGAAAUCUGAUUCUGCCAAAUCUGCUCAGCUCAUAAAAGGUACGAGUUUGAAGGUUGAGAAGGAGAGCAGUGGGUCAAGACCGAGGAAGAACAAGUACAGAGGAAUAAGGCAGAGAACAUGGGGAAAAUGGGCUGCUGAGAUUCGUGAUCCUCGGAAGGGUGUCCGUGUGUGGCUCGGUACGUUCAACACAGCAGAGGAAGCUGCCAGGGCAUAUGAUGAGGCUGCCAAGCGCAUCCGUGGUGACAAGGCCAAGCUCAACUUUCCCCAGUCACUUUCCACCCCAUCACCACCAGCCAAGCGACAGUGCGCUAGCACCACCGUCCCUGAUCCUCCAGCACUCCUCGAAAGUUCUAACAUAAUUUCUGACAACUCCUCGUUGAUGAACUUCGGAUAUCCGAAUGAAACAGUACCCUACUACCCCAUGGAAGUGGCCGCUGCUGCUGAUCAGGAUAAUCAUCAUGAUGAUUAUGAGCUCAAGGAACAGAUUUCCAACUUGGAAUCAUUCCUGGAGUUGGAGCCAGCAGAUUCAUCUCAGUUUUCAGGAAUCGUUGAUUCUGAUCCCUUUAAUGUUUUUCUGAUGGAGGACUUUGCUGCUACUCAGCAGCCGGUCUAUUGAGCAUGAUCAAAUUAUCAUAGUAGUUAGUUAAUUUCAUCCUGAGUUGUUUGGUGUGUAUUUUCUGGGUGAGUGUGUGACUAUUUAGCGUUUGACUGCAGUAGUAAUGGAGAAAGUACAUAUGCUAAUAAGUUGCGUGUCUUUGCAUGCAAUUAUAAUAGUAUUAAUGUUUGUUGUCU